Molecule: messenger RNA, 1362 nt
Organism: Magnusiomyces paraingens
Lineage: Eukaryota; Fungi; Ascomycota; Dipodascomycetes; Dipodascales; Dipodascaceae
Exons: 1
Coding region: 1-1362 (453 amino acids)
Molecular function (GO): oxidoreductase activity, acting on paired donors, with incorporation or reduction of molecular oxygen, reduced flavin or flavoprotein as one donor, and incorporation of one atom of oxygen; heme binding; iron ion binding
Source: RefSeq, a predicted model, not a curated record
AUGUCCCUUUCUACUUUCUUUACUUAUACAACUCUUGCAGGGCCUUUGAUCUUGGCCGCACUCUUCUUCCUAGUUCCUGUUUAUCAAGAUUUAAAGUACCGUUUCCAGGUAUGGUGCCGUAAAUCCAAUGCACAAGCGCCCGGUUUACCGCCUACAAUCUACUCGAUUCCCUUUGGGAUCCCCUUUUUCAUUGACGUGUUACGGUACUCAAAGAAGCAAACACUCAUGCCGUUUAUUCAAAAAAUCUGGCACUCAAAACAAACUGCCACUAUUCGGCUGCAAACUAUUGGCGAGUUUGAUAUUUUAACCAGCGACCCGGAAAAUAUUAAAGCCAUACUUGCUGUCGAUUUUAAAGAUUACAAUUUUGGUCAUAGACAUGGUGCAUUCGAACCACUUCUUGGCGAUGGCAUCUUCACAUUGGAGGGCGCUGGAUGGAAACAUUCAAGGGCAAUGUUACGGCCACAGUUCACACGGCAGAUGAUUGCGCAGCUGGACUCGAUUGAGCGACACGUUUUACAACUAAUUUCAGUUAUCCAGGCUUCUUCAGGGGAGAAUGUGGACCUACAAGCAUUAUUUUUUAAGUUGACAAUUGAUACAGCCACGGAGUUUCUUUUUGGAGAAAGCGUUCAGACAUUAUCUGGGGGGAAUCCGAAAAUCACUUAUGCCCGCAAUUUUGACUUGGCAUUUAACUCUGCACAAGCAUUUUUAGCACGACGGUUUAGACUUAAUAUAUUUUAUAAAUUGGCUGAUACCCAACAGUUUCGGGAGUGGUGUACAACGUGCAAAUCGUUUACGGAUUCGUAUGUGCAGUUGGCACUAGAGCGCGCAGAUCAGAAGCAGGAAAAUGGCGAAAAGGAAAAGGAAAAGGAAAAGGAAAGGGAAAGGGAAAGGGAAAGUUAUGUAUUUUUGGAUGAGUUGGUUAAAGAAACUAGAGAUCCUCAGGUCCUCAGAGAUCAAGCGUUAAACAUUUUACUUGCUGGGAGAGACUCAACGGCAUCAUUGCUUUCUUGGAUUUUCUAUAAUUUGGCCAUAUACCCUGCAGUUUUUACCAAGUUGCGCGCUGAGAUUCUUACACAUUUCGGAACCACUCCUUCUACUUUAAGCUUUGAAUCGCUUAAACAGUGCAAAUAUCUGCGUUACGUUAUUGAUGAGACCUUGAGGCUGUACCCGAUUGUACCUGCUAAUGCGCGAGCUGCUGUGCGUGACACAUAUUUGCCGCGCGGAGGUCUUGGGCCCGACUCUGAAAGUAGUGAUCCAGAUGCCCGUUAUUUUGGAACGCGUCCUGUGUUUAUCCCCAAGGGCACGAUUCUUGGGUACAGUGUGUAUGUGUUGCACCGGGACCCGCAUUUCUGGGGGGGGUGA